AUGACCUGCAAUGAGGAUGCCUAUUAUAAUUUCGUGUCGAGUGUCCCGGAUGCUCAAGGGUUCUGCGAGACAUAUGUCAACUACCCUAAUACUACACUGGUAGUAGAGUACACGCCGACAAGCACAUACACCAACCUAUACACCACCGCCGUUGUCACUUCCACUGAGAUUGUGCGCACCACGCCAGGUUCGACUGUGACAGUAACGCAGACAGUGGGUGUGGUAAAGAGAGACGCUCAAGUCACGCAGCACGCACGAUGGAAUCAAGCACAGAUGGCAUCGGCUCUUUCGUUAUUUCAGAGACAGUACGCCGCUGGUAGCCCUAGUAGCACAUCGAUGAACGCCAGCGCAGCGGCUGCCUCUACGGCUUCGGCAUUCAGCAGUGCUUGCGUUUGCCAUACGGCGAUUGGGGGGCCUGUUAUCACCUCAACGUACACUAACGAAGCUAUUACAACGACGUUGGCAGCAUUCGGUCUAACUACUACCACGACAACGUCCACUCAUACCGAUGCCACCAGUCUCACUACCACAACCAUCGUCAUUUCGGCGCCCCCAAGCAGUACAAGCAAUGCCGCCACGACGGCUACUGCCGCUACUACAAGCAGUCCAGUCGGUGCCACUCCUACUGCCCAGGCGAUUGUCUGCCCCGACGAUGACGGUCAAACGGUUUCACAGAUGGUCGGCCUGGAGCGCUUCGAAUACAUGGUCAACUGCAGCACCGAGCUUACGUCGACCAACUUCUACGGCGCCCUCAGCUACAGUACAUUUGGCCAGUGCAUCGGCGCUUGUUCUUCAGCGGAUGCGUAUUUCUCGUCACCUGUGUGCCAGGGUGUGUCGUAUGGUCACAGUGCGAACGUCGACGGCUACAACUGCUUCUUGAAGACUUCAUCGAAUGGCAGCGUUCCCGAUCCGGGAUUCGACUCUGCCGAGCUUCUUCGGGUCUGGGUGCCGGAACCGGAUGGCAGUACCAGCACCGAAUCCGCUCCUUUUGCGACCGCAACACCAACACAGAAUGCAAGCCAGCUAAGUGCUAUGAUGUCGAGUAUGAUGGGUGACAGCACGUCUAACAUCCCAAUGAUCACCCCAGGUCCUGCAUACCCCGUAAGCGGGAUGCUUGUGAAUGCAGGGGCUCCAACGAUGUACUCGACAUAUGUUUCAAAUGGCACCACUUUCUCAACUGGCACGGUAUAUUCAACCUCCUACACCAGCGGCAACUCCUGGUUCGUGUCCUACUACACCUCGUCCAGCUUGGCAUGGGCCGCUGCUACCACCGAGUACGCAAUUUCCGCGCAGGAAACACAGGUCAGCAGCUCAAGUAGCAGUUCCUCAUCCAUGUCGAGCGGCGCGAACGGUGAGAGCUAUGAGAUCACGGUCACAAACAGCACAGUAUACUACCCCGAAGGCUACAACGUCACGGAAGUCAUCAGCAACCAGACUUACGCUGCUAAUGGUUCUUUGAUCACGUCCUCGGCCACGACACUGUUCUUCAGCUAUCAAACAGCGUCUGGUGCGAGUGGCGGAGCAUCUUCUGGAGCAAUGGCGAGCGUGAGCGCAACUGUCACGGCAGCAUCCUCCGCAGCUAGUGCCUUUACUUCCACCUCAUACUACAGUACGCAGACCGUCAUUGUCAACAAUGGAAGCGCUGAGGGAGCGUCUGCUUUUGCGGCAAGCGGCGCUGUGGCCAGCAGCGCCUUUGCAAGCACAUCAGCAAAUACCAUUGUGGAAAGUUUUGCCAUUGGAGGCAGCUCUGGCUUCGCGCUAUCAGGAGUAUUCACCCAAACGGCGAACGUGACGAGUAACGCUGUCACUGCUACGGCUGCAAUAGCCAACAGUAACGGUGUCGGCGGCGCAUCUUCUUUCGCGGCGUCUGGCAACAUUGGCAACCUCACCAGCAUGGUCACCACCUCUACCACGGUGAUAGUCGGCUCCGCAGGCAUAGGGGGUGAGUCCAUUUUUGCUGCCUCCGGCCUUAUCACCAGCGCGCCAGCGUCGGCUUCUGUCACCGUUAUAGUAAACAGCGGCAACUCAGCGGGCGUGUCGGAGUUCAUGGCCAAUGGGAGCAUCGGCGGCAUCGCAGGCUCUAGCGGUACAGCCUUGUCUGGUGCCCUCGCGACAUUGAGCAGCCCGCCGUUCAGCGACUCUGGAGCUCCUCGCGCUGGCACGUACAGCACCACGACCAUGCCGAUGUAUACUGGUCCUGCUUACACUCCGUUGUCACCUGAGUCGCUGUCCGAGAACACCAGCACCUUCACCGACAGCGGAUUACCGCGGCAAGGCACCUACUCCCUACCUGCCUCUCCUACCGACACAAAUACGUUCACCGACAGUGGGCUACCACGGCAAGGCACGUACGCUCCGCCACUGGCUACUGGGCCAGCACCCUACCCAUCUUUUGGAAACGCUCCUCGGAACGGAUCGUAUUCCGUGGGUACCGCGCCUCUCGGUACGGCACCUAUCGGUCCAGGCACAGGACUGCCAUUGCCUCUCCCGCCGCACGCUGGUGGUCCAUUCAUCCCAGCCUCUUCCCCGUCGGCAUCGGUGGACUUCACAGGAGCGCCACGGAACGGCACCUACUCCACCGGCACGGCGCCGCCAGGUCAUGGGACAGGACUGCCCCUUGGGCCGUUCCAGAACGGACCUCCAUUGUUCCCACCGUUUAUUCCUGCUUCAGCUCCUUCUAGUGGGUACGUAGCGCCUACAACGGCAAACGGCAGUGCGCCGGCACCCACAAGUCCAGCCGAGUCGCCAUUCUCCAACAGCGAGCUGCCGAGAAACGGUUCGUAUUCGACGUCGCCUCCAUCAGGCACUGGUAUUCUACUAUACACCGCACCGCCAAGCCCGACGGCAUGCGCAAACGCGACGAUGGCCACAAUGACGAUCUUCUCGACCACAACCGUCUACGGUUGCGCCGCAACGUGUCCGCCGUCAGGAUAUGGUUACGGUGGCAGCCCGCAAGCAUUCGGUCCUCCAUGGGCUCCUAACCCUUCGCGUUCGGCGUCGACGGGCUGGGGCAGUCACAAUGAGGGUAGACGGCGAGAGGAGGAUUGA
This is a messenger RNA of Baudoinia panamericana UAMH 10762, 3048 nucleotides long. RefSeq lists its product as uncharacterized. NCBI's taxonomy places the organism in Eukaryota, Fungi, Ascomycota, Dothideomycetes, Mycosphaerellales, Teratosphaeriaceae. The record is from RefSeq and is a predicted model, not a curated record. The transcript is spliced from 3 exons. The coding region runs from base 1 to 3048 and encodes 1015 amino acids.